UGCUGGUGUUCUAAAACACGUGCAUCCCGUCUGCUUUUGUUGCCACCUGUUAUACAUCGAUGCAUUCGACAAUCAUUGGAUCAGCAGCUCUGUCUGUAUCCCAGCAAGGCCCCGGAAGUUGUUUGGGAUUCAGGUGGAAAAAAAAAAAGAAUUAAAAAAAAUAAAAAGAAUGAUCCCGGAGAUGCUGCCGUCGCCUGGGAAAACAAACUGUCAUCCAGACAAAUAAGACGGAAACAAAACAACACGAAGCGCGUCGCCAGUUGCUGAAUGCCAUUUGUCGUGUGGUCGGGUGCCAUAGCAACGGCUGGUGGGGGGAAACAUUGUGCGGUCCAGGCCAGUUUGACGCGCUCAGCGCUGGAUGACAGCUGCGUCCGUGCGGAUGAACUCCUGCAACAGACCGACGCCGCCGCCUGGACCCGAUCCGCGGACCGAAAUGAUCCUCUAAGUCGCCUCGAAUCGGAUGGUUGGACUAUAUUAUAAGGUGUCUGGUGAGAGAAUGAGUGCUGAUGACUGUAACGGACGCUCAUACGGACAAGGUAGUGGAGGAGAAUCAUCGGCAGAGCAGGACUUUUAUGGCAGGUUGCAGGGCCCUUCGGCAAGAACUCCCAAUAGUCAGCAGUCGUCACCGCACCGCUCCCUAAGUGCAAACUCCAUUAAGGUUGAGCUGUGCAGCGAUGACGAGUCGUCAGGCGCUCCACAGCAGGACAACAAGGAGGCCGAGAGAGGCGAGGGUUCCAAUGAUGACAGAGGGGACCCCAUGGAAGAAGGAGGCGCUGCACUUUCUGGCACCGCGAGAGACGGAGGGAGCAUUUACAACGAGCUCGCCGCUCCCAACUCUGCCUCGCCGGGCCCCAUCCGGCUGCCCAACGGGAAGCUUCAGUGCGAGGUGUGCGGCAUGGUUUGCAUCGGACCCAACGUGCUGAUGGUCCACAAGCGGAGCCACACAGGUGAGCGUCCUUUUCACUGUAACCAGUGCGGCGCCUCCUUCACCCAGAAGGGGAACCUGCUGCGCCACAUCAAGCUGCAUUCAGGAGAGAAGCCUUUUAAAUGUCCCAUUUGCAAUUAUGCGUGCCGCAGGAGAGACGCCCUCGCCGGCCAUCUACGCACACACGCAGUUUCUUCUCCGACGGUGGGAAAACCUUUCAAGUGCAGCUACUGUAACCGCAGCUACAAACAGAACAGCACACUGGAGGAGCAUCUGGAGCGCUGCCAUAGUUAUCUGAAGACUCUGGACCCCCAGGCUGCCAUCGACACACACACCGCGCAGGGUGAAGAGUCGGUCAAUAUGGAGACAGCUACUAAACCCGUACUGCAGACGUCCAAUGAGAAAAUCCAGUUUGUGGAUAGACUGCCUAUUAGUAUAACCAAACGCAAGAGGUCAACACCACAGAAGUUUUUGGGAGAAAAGCACAUGCACCUUGAUCCACCAGAAGCACCUUAUGAACUGUCCUCGGGUUCUGAAAAAGACGGCGACCUCCUGAGCUCCCACUCCGCUGGCGAGUCAGCCGGGCUGGUUGCAUCGCACCUCCACUACUCCAGGAGAAAAGCCGAGAACCACGAGUCGCUCGCGCUGUCCAGCUCCUUCGUGACGGAGCUCCGCACAGUCGUGGGCUCCAUCAGCAGCAACAUGACCCCUCAGGGCCCUCGGGCCCACGGCGGAGUCGGGCUGGCAGCGAUGUCCCUCUGCCUGCCCGGACGGGAGGCGGGCGAAGGCCGCGACGACCAGCGCUCGGCGCACAGCCACGCCACCUCGCCCAACGGCUGCCCCGACUCCACGGACACAGAGAGCACAGCAGAAGAGCAGAGCACAAGGGCUACAGCCCCCACAAGUACCUCCAACAACAACCACCACCUCCACUACCUGACCCCCGCACUGCCCCGCAGCCAUCCCACCUCCAGCCCCAGCCGAGCCAAAGACUUGGACGUAGACUGGGACCGAGGGGGUCCGGUACCCCCUGCUGUAGUAAAGAGGAGCUCGGGCUCGCCUCUUUCUACCAGGAACAGUUUUCAGGUGUUGGACAGGGCUGGCAGGCCCGCGCGCUCCUUCUACUGCCAGCACUGCUGCAUCCUCUUUCUGGACCACGUCAUGUUCACCAUCCACAUGGGCUGCCACGGCUUCCGCCAGCCGUUUGAGUGCAACAUCUGCGGCCACCCCAGCCAGGACCGCUACGAGUUCUCGUCCCACAUCAGCCGUGGAGAGCAUCAGGUGGGCUGAGGACGGGAGAGACCGCGGCUGCCCGAGGAGAGGCGACUGUUGCUCUCGAAACCUGUUGGCUCAUGUUCUGUUCUGCACCAGAUUAGCUGCUUUAAAUCCCUAAUAUAAAUAUUUAAAAAAAAGAAUUGUAAUUUUGCUGUGAAAACAUAAACUGAUGUGAGGAAUUUUGUUUUUUUAGGUGCAGCAGGUAAUGAUUCGUGGAGUCAAAUUAAAUUUUAUAACGAA
This is a messenger RNA of Austrofundulus limnaeus, 2440 nucleotides long. It is a transcript of the gene ikzf4, whose product is annotated as IKAROS family zinc finger 4. The transcript is spliced from 9 exons. Gene Ontology annotation, molecular function: DNA-binding transcription factor activity; RNA polymerase II cis-regulatory region sequence-specific DNA binding. Lineage: Eukaryota; Metazoa; Chordata; Actinopteri; Cyprinodontiformes; Rivulidae. Gene Ontology annotation, biological process: regulation of transcription by RNA polymerase II. The record is from RefSeq and is a predicted model, not a curated record. Bases 461 to 2215 code for a protein of 584 amino acids.